Molecule: messenger RNA, 1308 nt
Organism: Neomonachus schauinslandi (Hawaiian monk seal)
Lineage: Eukaryota; Metazoa; Chordata; Mammalia; Carnivora; Phocidae
Gene: LRRC25
Product: leucine rich repeat containing 25
Exons: 3
Coding region: 97-1023 (308 amino acids)
Molecular function (GO): protein binding
Source: RefSeq, a predicted model, not a curated record
CCGAGUCGCUGGGUGCAGAUCCUGAGGAGCGCCUCGGACCACAGCGGAUCCGCGGAGGGUGCUGACCACUUCGGCCCUCACGUCCAGGUUGCUUGAAUGGGGGGCUCCCUGGCGUGGAUGCUGUUGUUGCUACUGCUGCUGCAGGAUCCAGGCAGCCAAGUCUUUUCCUGCAACGUGUCCUCCGGGAUCGUGGACUGGAACACAGAGUUCACAGCCAUAUGCCUGAAUUUCAGUGGCCAAGGCCUCCUCCGACUGCCCCAGAACCAGUCUCUGCAGGCCGGGAACCUGCGCCACCUUAACCUGUCUGGGAAUAGUCUUCAAAAGUUACCACUGCUCUUCUUUAAACUCCUGGGAAAGCUGGAGGACCUAGAUGUGACAAACAACCCACUGACCUACGUGGACAGGGAGCUGGCCAUGAGCUGUAAACUUGACCUGAAGGCUGACUGCAGCUGUGUCCUAAAACCCUGGCACCUGGUCCGACAGGACAACUGCUCCGGCCAGCCACCUCUCAAGUGCCAAGACCCAGCUACUGGUGCCUGGCGCAAUGUCUCCGCCUUCCUGGAGGCUGACUGCCCCCCUGGCCUGUCCUUGAUGACCAUCGGGGCACUGGUGGCCAGUGGCAGCCUGAUCCUGGGGCUCACCAUUGCUGGCCUAGUGCUGGCCUGGAGACUCCGGGGACGCCGGAGGGUCGGUAACCAGGACCUGGACAAAACAGGGCCUGCUCAGGAUGGUUCUCGGUCUGGCUCCGGCAAGCAGCCAAGAUACAGUAGCCGGGGCCUCAGCUCUAAGCCCCCAGCGGCUGCCGUGCCCAGACCCCCCACCCCCGACUAUGAGAAUGUGUUCGUGGGCCAGCCAGCUGCCGGGCACCAGUGGGCCGAACAUGGGGCUCACCCAUCAGAGGACAGCGACUUCUACAUGAACUACGAGGGCCCCGACCAUGCCUCCCAGUCUGUCUACUGCAACCUGCGGUCGAUGCACCAGACCCCACUUGACGAAGAGGAGUACGUGAUCCCCGGGCGCUGAGCCUUUGAUGCCCUGAACUCCAGCCUGCUGCCUUCUACUUACUUGGGGCAUUCUGGCUCUUCCCUGGCCUCAGUCUUCCCACCUGAGGAAUGGGGACAGGGAAGGACCGUCCCUGAGGCCCAGGGAGGCUCUUCAGCUCCCUCUCCAGCCCCGCUCUGCUUCUCAGCUCCCUCAGCUGCUGCAAGGGGGAAGAGGAGAGGCCCUGACAUGAGGACAGGAGGGUCAGUUUGUGAACGCUGUCAUCACCCUCCCGUCGGUGUGCAGGCGGUGCUUAAUAAACGCUGC